Molecule: messenger RNA, 2563 nt
Organism: Bacillus rossius redtenbacheri
Lineage: Eukaryota; Metazoa; Arthropoda; Insecta; Phasmatodea; Bacillidae
Gene: DppIII
Product: dipeptidyl peptidase 3
Exons: 15
Coding region: 384-2516 (710 amino acids)
Biological process (GO): proteolysis
Cellular component (GO): cytoplasm
Molecular function (GO): metalloexopeptidase activity; dipeptidyl-peptidase activity
Source: RefSeq, a predicted model, not a curated record
UAAUGUGUCUUUGACUUCAAUGCACUUCGCCUGUUUUUCGACCAUUCGGUUAUGUCAACAUUUUUAAAAUUAUUGUGAGAUGUGUUGUACGUUAAUUUUUUUUUAGUUCAAAAUGUUUUUUUUUAUAAAAAUGAAUAAAAUUAUGAACGUAGGUUUUAUUUGCAAAUAUGUAUCACAAUCGAAAUGUGUGCAGGCUCAACAACUUCUUAAUAGUAAUAUUUCAAGGGUUUUUAGGACUUCAGUUGUCAGCCCGUUUUCCAGUGCAAGCACAAGGAAACCCUCCUUGAUUAAACUUUGUCGGUGUUCUCAUAGGUGUUCUUUCACUUUAGAUGUCAUUUGCUUAGCGAAUUGAUUUUUUUUUCAGUUGGCAUCACACAGCAGCCAUGAAGGACUUGGAUCAGCACAUGCUUCCAAAUAACUACCCAAUUGUGGAACUUGACUGCAAGGUUGCAUUUGACUGCAUAUCGCCGAAGCAGAAGUUGUACUGCCACUAUCUCAACUUGGCCAGUUGGCAUGGGAGUCUCAUCGUGUAUUUACAGACCUCACCCGAGUCGCCAAUCAUAUUCAGUGUCUUGACGAAGACAUUGUUGAGCCAGCCAAUAGCAGAGCUGCGGGAGGCCUCCCUAAGUAAAGGAGUUACCGAAGAUGACUUCACAGCAUUCUUGGUGUACGCAGCUGUGUUCUACUCCAACAACGGAAACUACAGGGGCUUCGGCGACACCAAGUUCAUCCCGAACGUGUCCAAGGAGAAACUGGAGGCGCUAUUGAAAGCCAGCAAGGCCUGGAAUAAAGACCUGCAGGCACAGUGGGAAGAGUGUCGAGGGCCAAUUUACUCAUUGUCUGAGCGCGAGAAGCAGCUCUCCUUCCCGGACAAGGGUGUCACCGCCUACCUUUCCAAGAACUGUUCCAAAGAUGAUGCCGUCCUCGUGAAUGAGUUCCUCAAGUCGAGGGGGCUGGAGGGCUACAACACUCGGCUGUUUAAGACCACUGAUAAUGGUGUCCCCAAGUAUGAGAUUCGUCUGGCAUCUGCGGAGGCAGCUGAUCGUUCGGAGGAGGAGCGAGAGUUCAAGGGCAGCAAGUUUGUGGUGUCGCGGGGAGACUACUCGCCUAUCCUGGAUACUGUCGUGCAGCACCUCAAGAAGGCAAAGGAGUAUGCGGACAAUGAGUUUGAAAAGGCGAUGCUUGAAUACUAUGCCAAGAGCUUCAAAACAGGUUCACUGGAUGCUCACAAGGAUGGCUCGCGCCAGUGGAUCAAGAACAAGAAGCCCGCCAUUGAGACGUACAUAGGGUUCAUAGAGACGUACCGGGACCCGGCUGGCGUGCGGGGAGAGUGGCAGGGCUUUGUGGCCAUGGUGAACAAGCCCAUGUCGGAGAAGUUCUCCAAGCUGGUGGACAAGGCAGAGAGCUUGCUGCAGUUGCUCCCAUGGGACCGCUCCUUCGAGAAGGACAAGUUCCUGCAGCCGGACUUCACCUCGCUCGAUGUGCUGUGUUUUGCGGGCAGCGGCAUUCCCGCCGGCAUCAACAUUCCUAAUUAUGAUGAAAUCAGGCAGGUGGAAGGCUUCAAAAAUGUCUCGCUUGGAAAUGUGAUACCUGCAUACUUCAAAGAACCCAAAAUCGCUUUUUUGGGAAAAGAAGAUGCGGAAUUGUUGGACAAAUACAGAGUCUCAGCAUUUGAGAUCCAGGUCGGGCUCCACGAGCUGCUAGGCCACGGCAGUGGCAAGAUGUUUGCAGAAGAAGGUGGCAAGUUGAACUUCGACCCACAAGCUGUGAAAGACCCUUUCACCUCGAAGCCUAUCACCUCGUACUACAAAGAAGGAGAGACAUACGACUCUAAGUUCACAACCAUGAGCUCCACAUAUGAAGAAUGCCGUGCUGAGUGUGUGGGUCUCUACCUGAGUCUGGUUCAGGAUGUUGUCAGGAUCUUCGGUAUUGAUGAGGUGGCGGUGGAGGACGUAACGUACGUGAACUGGCUGUCUCUGGUGCACACGGCUGUUGCCAAGGCCCUGGAGCACUACCAGCCCGCUUCCAAGCUGUGGCUGCAGGCACACUCGCAGGCCAGGUUCGUGAUAAUGCGGGUGUUGCUGGAGGCGGGGCAGGGCCUGGUAGAGGUGACGGAGACGGAGCCAGGAAAGGACCUCCUCCUCAAGCUGGACCGCUCCAAGAUACGCACUGUAGGUCGAACCGCUAUUGGAGACUUCCUGCACAAGCUGCAGGUAUACAAGGCCACAGGAGAUGUGGAGAGUGCGCGCUCCUUAUACAACAAGUACUCUGAGGUUCCUGAGGAUGGACCCUACCCCUUCGCCAGGUGGCGGGAGAUUGUGCUGCUGCACAAGAAGCCUCGCCGAGUGUUUGUGCAGCCCAACACUAUGCUCUCAGAUAAAGAAGUGACAUUGAAGAUAUAUCCAGCAACUCCAGAGGGAGUUGUGCAGUCAUUCCUAGAUCGCUUCAACGUCACUCCAGACCCGUCAGACAUUAUGCAUUCUCUGUGGCAGAAGGACUGCAAGCAUUUUUUAUAACAUUAUUUGUUUAGAUUGUAUAUAAUUAAACAAAUGUUUUACACACA